Camellia sinensis is the source of this 2118-nucleotide messenger RNA. The record is from RefSeq and is a predicted model, not a curated record. Lineage: Eukaryota; Viridiplantae; Streptophyta; Magnoliopsida; Ericales; Theaceae.
AUGUUAAGAGAAUGUGCAAACCUGAAAAAGUUGCCAACAGACUUGGGAAGCCUAAUUGACCUACGUCAUCUCGAUACUACAAAUACACAUUCCUUAAAAGAAAUGCCACUGGGAAUAGGUAAGUUGGUUAGUCUUCAAACACUGUCCAAUUUCAUUGUUACUAAAAACAAUGGGGAUCAGGUAAGAGAGUUGGGGAACUUAAUUUAUCUUCGGGGGAAGCUUUGUCUAUCUGGGUUACAGAACGUGGUGGUUCCAUUAGCUGCAAGGGAGGCGAAUUUGAAUGAUAAGAAUGCGUUAGAUGUGUUAUCAAUGGAAUGGAGUGUUAACUCAGAUGAUUCACGAGAUGGAAGAGUUGAAACAGAAGUGCUUGACAUGCUACAACCUCACAAGAAUUUAAAAGAGCUCCAUAUCAAAGGCUACCUUGGUACAGGAUUUCCGACUUGGAUAGGAGAUGCUCUAUUCUCCAAUAUGACUGACAUAAGUUUAGAUAAUUGUGGAAAUUGUGCAUCCUUGCCACCACUCGGACAACUACCCUCCCUUAAAAAGCUUUACAUUACAGGUAUGAGUGCACUAAAGCACGUUGGUUGUGAGUUCUACGGGCAAGGUGGUGUUCAACCUUUUUCGUUACUGGAGACUCUAAGCUUUGAGAAUAUGCCAGAAUGGGAGGAUUGGUAUACUUUUGGAGAUCACAAAGAAGUUCAACCAUUCACUCGUGUCAAGUCUCUCUCCAUAAUAAAAUGUCCCAAACUUCUUAAAAUGUUGCCUACUGAUCUACCUUGUUUGAAUAAUCUAGAGAUUAGGGACUGCCCCAAACUCUGCGGAAUGAUGCCCAAGGAUCUACCUUGUUUGAAUGAUCUAAUGAUUUCAAAGUGCCCGCAAUUCCUAGUUGAAGGUUCCAGCAUUAGCCUCCCGUCAAUCACCUCGAUAGCUAUGAAUGAGGUUCCUCUAACAAGCCUUCAAGCGGUCCUUGAGAUGAGGAGCAUGGUUGAUGACGAACUGAUAUCAGCAAAUGCAAAGUCUAAGCAUCCGAGUUCAAUAACUUCCUUGAGCAUUGGGAUGAUUAAGAAACUCGAGCUCUUGCUGAAAUGGGUUACUCAUGGGCUGAUGGAACUCGAAGCAUUGGAGAUCACAAGGUGUGAAGAACUCAAGACACUGUGGAAGAAUGAGGCUGCCCCCCAGCUUGUUUCAUUGUUUGAAGAAGAUGAGGAUGAAGACAACAAAGGGCAACAUGAGCAGCAGCAGCAGCAACAAGAGGGACUCCCCUGCAUAGUGAGGAGGCUUGAGCAUCUAACAAUAGAUAAUUGUGAAAAGCUGGAGAAACUGCCACGGCUGCUACAUAGCUUCACUUUUCUUGGAGAGUUGUAUGUCUAUAAGUGUCCGAGUCUCAGCUCUUUUCCGGAGACAGGUUUUCCGUGCACGCUGAAAACACUCAGGAUAGGUGAUUGUGAGGCUCUGCAAUCCUUAUUCGGGUGUUUAACACAGAUUAAUGACAGUAAUCUUCAAGUGUUAGCUGUUGGUGAUUGUCCAUCCCUCACAUGCUUGAUAUCGUGCAGAGGUGGGGGGCUACCACCCACACUCAAAGAGCUUGAGAUUAUUCGGUGUGAAAAGUUGGAGGCACUGCUAGUAGUAGAUGAGGGGAUGGAAAUUACCUGUCCAUCUCUUGAGUCUGUUUGGAUCAUUAAUUGUGAUAGGCUCAAAUACUUGCCAGAUGCCCUUCCUAAUAAUAAUAAUAGUCUCAAUGAAUUGUACUUGUCUGGGUGUAAGAAUUUGGAGUACAUUCCGGAAGGAUGGUUCCACUCCGCAACAAAUCUGGAACAUUUGCAUAUCACAGGAUGCAAAAAACUCAAGGCCCUACCACACGGAUUGCAGAGCAUCAACUACCUCACUUCUCUGCAAUCGCUGGAGAUGAAUAUUUCAGAAUGGAACAACAACUUCAAGAAGAUUGGUUUGCACAGUUUAUCCUCUCUUACAACACUCCGGAUUUCAGGCGGAAUUAGCGUGGCAGAAGAUGAAGAAGAAAAAGAAGAAGAAGAAGAAGGUGUAGCGGGGUUGUCCAUCCCUCACAUGCUUGAUAUCGUGCAGAGGUGGGGGGCUACCACCCACACUCGAAGAGCUUGA